Messenger RNA from Macaca mulatta (Rhesus monkey), 2214 nucleotides. It is a transcript of the gene ZUP1, whose product is annotated as zinc finger containing ubiquitin peptidase 1. The record is from RefSeq and is a predicted model, not a curated record. NCBI's taxonomy places the organism in Eukaryota, Metazoa, Chordata, Mammalia, Primates, Cercopithecidae.
GCGUCGAGCGGCGCAUGCUGGGAUUCUUUCUUUUCCGUGGGCGUCAGGAAGUGCUUUUUGAAUGAGGCACUGCGGACCGAGGUGUUGGAAGUUCCUAAUUCUUUCCUCGUUAACUGUGAAACUCUGCGUGUUGGAAAGGCCUGGCCUCAGUCAUCAGGCCGGGAGAGGUAUUGGACGCCGCGCACGCACUCCUCUGCCAGCGAGGCCCGAAGGGGAAGCCUAGCGACGCGCAGUGUGGCAGCUGCCGGCCUCUGGGCCGCUACUUGUCAUACCAUGCUUUCCUGUGAUAUUUGUGGUGAAACAGUAACCUCAGAACCAGACAUGAAAGCUCACCUAAUUGUUCACAUGGAAAAUGAAAUUGUAUGUCCGUUUUGCAAGUUGUCAGGUGUGAGUUACGAUGAAAUGUGUUUUCAUAUUGAAACAGCUCAUUUUGAGCAGAAUACACUUGAAAGAAACUUUGAGAGGAUAAAUACUGUACAAUUUGGAACUUCAGAUAACAAGAAAGACAACACCCUACAGUGUGGAAUGGAAGUUAAUUCAAGUAUUCUUUCAGGUUGUGCAUCUAAUCAUCCAAAAAAUUCAUCUCAAUGCCUGACUAAAGAUAGUACUUUAAAACAUGAAACCUUUUAUUCAGAGAACUUAACUGAAUCUAGAAAAUUCCUGAAAAGUAGGGAAAAACAGUCUGGCCUAACCGAAGUAAAAGGAUCUAUUUAUGAAACAACGUAUGGUCCUCCCGAAUGUCCAUUCUGUGGAAAAAUAGAGGAGCAUAGUGAAGAUAUGGAAACUCAUGUGAAAACAACGCAUGCCAAUCUUUUAGACAUUCCAUUGGAAGACUGUGAUCAGCCACUCUAUGAUUGUCCUAUGUGUGGGCUUAUAUGUACCAAUUACCAUAUUCUUCAGGAACAUGUUGACUUGCAUUUGGAAGAAAACAGCUUUUGCCAAGGCAUGGAUAGAGUCCAGUGUUCUGGUGAUCUACAAUUGGCUCACCAGCUUCAGCAAGAAGAAGACAGAAAGAGGAGAUCUGAAGAAUCAAGACAAGAAAUAGAAGAAUUUCAGAAGCUGCAGAGACAAUAUGGUUUAGAUAAUUCUGGAGGAUACAAACAACAACAACUACGAAAUAUGGAGAUAGAAGUAAAUAGGGGAAGAAUGCCUCCAUCUGAAUUUCAUAGAAGAAAAGCUGAUAUGAUGGAAUCAUUAGCUAUUGGUAUUGAUGAUGGAAAAACAAAAACUUCCGGAAUUAUUGAAGCACUUCAUAGGUAUUAUCAGAAUGCUGCCACAGAUGUGAGGCAGGUGUGGCUUUCUUCAGUGGUGGAUCACUUUCAUUCAUCUUUAGGUGACAAAGGUUGGGGUUGUGGUUACAGAAACUUCCAAAUGCUACUUUCAUCAUUAUUACAAAAUGAUGCUUAUGAUGAUUGCUUAAAAGGUAUGUCGGUUCCUUGCAUUCCAAAAAUUCAAUCUAUGAUUGAAGAUGCAUGGAAGGAAGGUUUUGAUCCUCAGGGGGCCUCUCAACUUAAUAACAGGUUACAGGGAACAAAGGCCUGGAUUGGAGCAUGUGAAGUAUAUAUACUCUUGACCUCCCUAAGGGUAAAGUGUCAUAUUGUUGAUUUUCAUAAGUCAACUGGUCCUUUGGGUACACACCCUCGCUUAUUUGAAUGGAUAUUGAACUAUUAUUCUUCAGAGGGGGAAGGGAGUCCAAAGGUAGUGUGUACAUCUAAACCUCCUAUCUAUCUUCAGCAUCAAGGUCACAGUCGAACUGUUAUUGGAAUUGAAGAGAAAAAAAACCGAACAUUAUGCUUACUAAUAUUUGAUCCUGGAUGUCCUUCUCGAGAAAUGCAGAAAUUGUUAAAGCAAGACGUAGAGGCUAGCAGUCUCAAGCAACUUCGAAAAUCUAUGGGAAAUUUAAAACAUAAGCAAUACCAGAUAGUGGCAGUAGAGGGUGCUCUUUCUCCAGAGGAGAAAGUUGCCAGGAGACAAGAUUCUCAAGUCUUUACAGCCGAGAAGAUUCCUUGAAGAAUCAAGCAUUUCAGUACUUGAGAACAAUGCUUUGUUUUCUAAAUGUAGAUAUUGAACUCCUUAACACAAUUAUGAAUCUGUGAAUUCUCUAAGUCUUAACAUAAUUUAAUUUCUAAAAUGCCUGUGUUAAUUAAGUUAUACCUAUCAUACUUCAUUGUUUGGUAAGUAUUUCAAUAAAAUGUCUUGUUUUUGCAUUGUGGA